GAAAAACACAACUCAUUCUCACUAAGGCACAAGUCUAAGGUCUCAUUUCAUUUUUUGUUCCAUUGCCAUCAUGGCACAUCCCAUUCUGUUGCUUGAACUUUUGAUAGUAUCAUAUUUUAGUGGUUGUCAAGGUGAAAAUACUUUCUCACAGUACUGGAAAGAGCAUAUUGGUCUUCCAAAUCCUCCACAUUGGUUAGCUGCGAAGACUUCUCCAUUAAGCCUCCAUCAGGCAAUAGUGUUUAUGAAGCUAAUGGAAGAAAAUAAAUUGUCUUCCCACCUACAUUCGUUUUGUAAACAGGCUAACAUUGCUUGUUCUACCAAUGCACUGGUGAAGAUAACUACAAACGACACAACCCUACCACCAAUAGCCCAGUGGAAUGCUGUCAAACUAACAUAUGAAGGCCUUCCAAAUGGUACACCCAUAUCAGUUGCCCGCCAAGGGGGAUUGCCAUAUUUUCGCAAAUCAAUGGUGAGAGAGGGAGCUUCCAUUCCUAUCCCUGAUCUAAGAGACACAAUCUCAUAUAGAUCAUUCUUGCCACGACCUCUAGCAACAAAAAUUCCAUUUUCCUUUAGCCAUAUCACGGAAUUAAAGAAGCUUUUUGGUGUGGUGGAUAAAUCAAACAUGGAUGAGUAUAUUGAAGACACCCUCAAGAUUUGUAAGAGGAACCCCAUUAUAGGUGAGCAUUACACAUGCGCAACUUCCAUGGAGGAUCUCAUCGAUUUUGUUGUUGAGAAAUUAGGGCGCCAUAUAUGCAUAUGGAGUACUGAGAGUGUUGAAGGAUCUUAUGAGAAUGUUACAAUUGGAGCUGUGAAACUCAUAUAUGGAAACCUCUCCGAACCACCAAUCUUAUGUCAUAGCCAACCAUUCCCAUUUCAAGUCUAUUAUUGUCAUGUUUUGCAGAAAGUUAAAGUAUAUGCAGUUGAUAUACAUGCUUGGAAGAAAGUGAAUCAUGUGAUCAUGGCAUGCCACUAUGACACAUCAACUUGGAGUCCAAACCAUCUUGCUUUCGAGCUCCUGGGUUUUGGCCCAGGCCAAAUUGAAGUUUGUCAUUGGAUAAAUGAAAAUGGAGUGGUCUGGACAAAAAGGCUAAGUUGAGCAGUAAUAUUUGAAGAGUUAAUUAUCUUCCAGCUCUCUUGUUUGUGUUACAUGUUUUCAACUUAUUCUAUUUGAAGGACAAAUAAUGAGCUAUUUUUCCUUG
Molecule: messenger RNA, 1199 nt
Organism: Macadamia integrifolia
Lineage: Eukaryota; Viridiplantae; Streptophyta; Magnoliopsida; Proteales; Proteaceae
Product: polygalacturonase-1 non-catalytic subunit beta-like
Exons: 2
Coding region: 71-1096 (341 amino acids)
Source: RefSeq, a predicted model, not a curated record